Rhincodon typus (whale shark) is the source of this 5337-nucleotide messenger RNA. Its product is annotated as NLR family CARD domain-containing protein 3-like. Gene Ontology annotation, cellular component: cytoplasm. NCBI's taxonomy places the organism in Eukaryota, Metazoa, Chordata, Chondrichthyes, Orectolobiformes, Rhincodontidae. The coding region runs from base 68 to 3940 and encodes 1290 amino acids. Gene Ontology annotation, biological process: regulation of apoptotic process. The transcript has 13 exons. Gene Ontology annotation, molecular function: protein binding. The record is from RefSeq and is a predicted model, not a curated record.
UGUUAAGACGUUGGGAUGUUGUUUGUUCAUCAAUUAUAUAAUUUUUUUUAUUACAAUUCGGCUUUAAAUGGAGACGUAUGGAACAAUAAAUUGCUUUUUAGUAGAACUGAUUAUAUUUUGUUCAAUCUCUUUAGCAGUUUCUCUGGAGGUGGUGCUCAUGCCGGCUAUCAGCGCCACCGUUGGAGAUGAUGUGCUCCUUGGUUGCACGUUUUCACACACAGUUGCGCUUGAUUUGCGAUACAUUGUCAUUGAGUGGAACCAUAGAGUGCAAAAUGAGGAAAAAGCUGUUUGCUUGUUUGUCUUUGGAGAAUAUGAAAUCCAUAGACCAGGAUCAAGUCUCUCUAUAAAUGAAAUAAGCAAAGCGAAUGCUUCUUUACUCCUAAAAAAUGUUACGAUCCACGACAUUGGGUUAUACUCCUGCACAGUGACAGUAUUCUCCGAUAAAGCAACGGGGAAAGUCUCUCUAUCGGUAACAGCACCUCCUUCAGUUUCAGUAAACACUGUAAAUGUUGUAAUUGAACCUGGUGAAGAUAAAGCAAUAAUUUGUGAGAUGAAAAGCUUUUAUCCAGAAAAUCAUUCUAUCUCUUGGUUAAGACGUGGCUCACAAGACAGUGAAAACCAACUUGACAUCACAUCAAGAGCAGUUACAGGAUCACCUCAACAAAAUCAAGAUGGGACAUUUAAUCUGCUUUCAUUCCUUAUCAUCAAAGGCGUUCAAACGGAUGAUGGAGCUUCUUAUGUCUGCAAAGUUAUUCAUGAAGCUUUAAAGACACCUCUACAGAAAGUUGUUAGUUUGACAAUCAAGGGAUCCAACCCAAGAACAAGAUCAGGAACAUUGCUCACUUUUCUUCUAACAUGUGUGAUCACCACAGCUGUUUGUUUUGGAACAUUUAUUUUUUGCAGCUUUAAAAGACAAGCUCCAAAAGUGACAGACAUCAUUAAACCAAACUGUUUCCGUACAAAUGAUUCAGUCUCUCUGGCUUGUGCAGUUCUGUGGUUCAAACCAAAAGCUAUCGAAGUCUCUUGGUACAGAGAGGAAGAGGAUAAAUUCCAGAAAGUUCUCAUCAGUAAAUGGAACAGCACCUCAUCUUCUGUAAAACAAUUGGAAUACAGAAAAAUAGUAGAUUAUUAUCAGAGUGAACAAGACAAAACAAUAUACUUCACAGAAGGAGACUAUGACAUUGCUAUGUCAUUUAAAAAUCACAAAAGAAGUGGAGCAUACAGUUUAGUAUCUCAGCUCACCUUCAGAAGUACAGAAGCUACAACAAGAAAGCUAGUAUAUUCUUUUGAAGUCCAGCAUGAUGCUCUGAAACACAAAAUUUCAAAAGUCAUUGCUUUUGAAACUAAAGGUGCGUGUGAGGAUCCUGGAUAUUUUCCAUCACAAUUGAAGCGCGCUGACUGGGCAAUUCAUGCUAUCGAAGAAGGUCGUCGGACGGUGGUAAAUUACAUCAGUCCAAAUAUACAACCACUUUUAAACCUCUUAGUGAAUAAGAAAAUAAUAUCUGAAGAUGAUCAUAAUGCAAUAAAAGAUAAACCAGACAUUGAUAAAGGGCGAACUCUUCUCGACAUGCUAAGCCACAGAGGGCAGGAAUUAUGUGCUAAUUUUCUCAAUGUGCUACAAGACACUGAAGACUAUUAUCCUGGCUUAAAACAGUUUAUAACAACACUGCUGGAAUCCUACACUGACAAAGUUGACAGGCCAACUAUUGAUCUUCUCCAUGAAAACCUACCAAUCGCUUCAUUUGAGGGGACCAAUGAAAAAAUCCAAAUAACCGAUUUCCUUGAAGAAAUCUCUGAAGUUGUGGCCACCCAUAAAGAAACAGUAAAAGCACAAAUGGAGAGAAUUAAACCAUACUUUGCAUUUGAUAACUCCAGACCUUUGCUACAAGAACAUUUUACCAGUUUAGUCAUUCUCAAUGUUCGAGAAAGGAAUAAAACAGAACAUGAACUCCUACAAUACAGAGACUAUACAGCAUGUGAACGUAUAGAUUUAAGACAGCUUCUUUCACCAUCUGCGCCUGGGGAAAAACCACCACAAGUCACUCUAGUGCAAGGAGUGGCAGGUAUAGGCAAAAGUGUUAUGAUGCAAAAGGUCGCCCAUAGUUGGGCCUGUGGAACCCUUUAUGCUGGGUUUUAUAUACUGCUGUAUUUCAGUUUUCGGGAGCUGAACACAAUCAAGGAGAAAAUUAGUCUAACUGAGCUUAUUGUACGUAGUUACCCUCAUCUGAGAGCAGUGUGCACUAGGAUAUUAGAAUGGCCCAGUAGGAUUCUGUUUUUAUUUGACGGAUUGGAUGAAUUCAAAUCAUCUCUUGAAUUUGGCAUUUAUUCUCAUGUUGACAUCUCCAUUGCUCAACACACUAACCAUUUGAUUGCAAGCAUUAUAAAGGGAGACCUUGUUCAUGAUGCAACCAUCCUUAUUACAUCCCGCCCAACCACAAUUGAUUUGGAGAACAAAGCAUAUUUUAAUCGUUGUGCUGAAAUUUUAGGAUUUUCCAAAAAUGAAAUUGCUGCAUACUUUUUGAAAUGCCUCAAGGAUAAAAAAGUUGCUGAACAUGUCUUUCGAACAGUGAAGAGCAGUGAUUCCUUAUUUGGACUUUGCUAUGUUCCUGCAUUUUGUGACAUUCUGUGUUUCUACCUCCACAAAUCCUUUCACAGUAAAGGCAAGUGGUCUCAGCUCUCUUCCUUUCCCAGGACAAUCACAGAUUUGUUCCUCAGAUUUACCAAGUGUUUAUUGGUCUGUGACAAUGAUGAGGAAGAAGACCCUGAAUCCUUUUGCAUAGAAGAUGAUGAAGACAAAAAUGAGAUCAUUAAAUUAGCACAACUUGCAUGGGAUGGAGUCAUCAAUAAAACAAUAAUAUUCUCAGCAAAAGAUGUUGAAAAAAAUAUUGCUCAAGGCACAAAAUCCUUCUGGAAAAAAAUUCUCAACAAAGAGAGCCUGAAGAUGAUGCAGUCUCACAUUUGGCAAUUUUUCCAUUUGACGCACCAAGAGUUUUUUGCAGCAUUAUAUUGCAUUUCUGCAAAUGAACCUAGUGUGGAUCAUGUGCAUAAAGCCUUCAGUUCAAAGAGCAGUGUGUUUGAGAUUGUACUAAGGUUCACUGCUGGCCUGGUGUCUCACAGCAACAGAAAACUUGUGAAGCAAUUGAUACCUAGACAUCAAGUUAAAGAAAGAGAAGUCUUUGAUGCCAUCAAAAAUAUUGCUGCAAUUGACAUCCCUAAAGAAGACAUGCUAACUCCAGAAAACAGUAUAGAGUAUACAGCACACAAAAGACAAAAACUUACAGCUUCGCAUUGUCUGUAUGAAGCGGCAAAUGAAAAUUUAACACAACAAGUUGCCUCCCAAACCAGUGAUAUUGUAAACUUUUCUUACAUUUCCUUGAAUGUGACUGACUGCACUGCAAUUGCAAACCUUCUUUCUUAUCAUACAACUAUUGAAACACUGGAAUUAGAUGGAUGUAAAGCUGGAGCUUUGGGUUUCCAAAGACUAGAGUCUGUUUUCCCAAGAGUCAAAACACUGAGUUUAGAGGGAAACAUGCUGGAGGAUGAAGGAGCAGAGAUCAUUGCGAAUGCACUCAGAAGUAAGAUGUGCAGAAUAGAAAUUUUAAGAUUAAGAGCAAACUCUGUCCGAGCUAAAGGUGCUCGUUCAAUGGCUGAAGCUCUAGAGAUCAACACAACAUUGCGAGUUUUCGGUUUGCAGUUUAACAAGAUCGGAGAUGAAGGUGCAAUGUAUAUGGCACAAGCAAUGAAAAAAAAUCGCAGCUUGGUUGAGUUAAGACUCGGAGACAAUGAUAUCACUGAAAAAGGGAGCGAUUAUUUUAGAAGUGCUUUAGAAGUCAAUGACAUGCUUGAAGAGUUGUGGAUUCUGGUGAAUAACAUAUCAAAUGAUGGAAAGGAAAGACUGAAAAAUGCCAAUUGCAAAAACCCAAAUAUUCAACUGAAUUAAUUUCGGAGAAUUAAGCACAUAGGAGCUACGUGGCAAGAGAAAAGUGUAUUUCAUUAGGACACUGAAUUUAGCAUUUUUCUGGAUUGAACAGGACUAAUAAUGAACUCUGCUCAACUGUUCCAGGAUCAGCAAUUUUAUACGGUGCGAAAUAUUCCUGACUGUCACCAGUGGAAAAUGGAUGGAUACCAGAAAUCAACAUUGACAAACUGAAGAACUUUGAUGACACUGAGCACGUUCCAUGAUGUGACUCUUCUUUAAGAAAGUGCAGUACUUUUGAAAAUGAACUGGUUAAAUCACAGGCUUAUAAAAGGGGACAUGUUUGUGUUGUUGAUGCCUAGGUUUGUUGGUGCCAGCUUAAGGUAUAUUUCUGAAACUAUCCAUCAUAAACACUCAGCGCAGACAGCACCCUUCAAUUGAAGUGUCUUGAGGUGAAAGUUUAAGCUUUAUUUCUUACUUAUUUUAUUUAGGAAAACAUAUGUAUAUAAGUUCUUUGGAUGUGACACAUUUCAUCCUUCAUCCGACUUUGGAGGAUAUUUUUUGUGGGACUGCACGAACAUAUGGGCUAGACAAGUUUCCUUCGCUGAGGGAGAUAAUGAAUGCUAGUCUUACAACAGCAAGGAUAAAAAAUUCCAUUCUGUUAAAUGUUGGUGCUUUUAACAUCUUUUUAAAAGAAAAUGAAAUGUACAAAUAAUAUUUUUUUUAAAAAAUAUACAAUUUUAUUUUGAUUUGAAGUCUUUUACUAAAGUAUUAUUUUUUGAUGAGUUUCAAAACUUUGAGUAGUGCUAUUCGCUUAUAAAAUUUCAAUGUAGCUUUUCUUCAUUCCUCUCUGCACUGUUCUAGUGCAAAUGUUACACUGUCAGUAUCAGCACAGUGCAGAAAAUAAUUUAAUAGAUUUACUUUGUGUGUUUUUCUAACAGCAGCAAUAUAAUUUAAAUCCUGUACAUUUCUAAUUAAUAUGAAUUCAGAGGUUCUAAGGAUGCUUCUUUGCUGUCCACACCAUUUUUCUGAAUUCAGUGAAUCAGAACGUAUUUAAACCUCGGUGCAGAGCACAUGCUUUCAACCAACACUUGAACACAUGUAUUUCCUGCAAUGGAGCUCUGUAGUAAUCAGAUGAAGAAGAAACCUAUCCAAUUUGCUGUGGCUGGUCUUGGUACAGUGAGACUCCUGCAAUUAACAGAAUUUACACAAACCAGAAUCUGAACCAGGACCUUAUUGUCCUGUCCUGGGAGAUUUGUACUACGUUAUAUGAACCAAAUCUCUGCUGAGGGAAUUCUGCAUUAACAAUCUCAUGAUUUAAGGGCUGCAAGAAUGUUUCAUUAUUAUUAGAUUGUACAACAAUGAUAUUGUAUCCAACUUGUGUUUUGUGAUCAAAAAUAAAUGCAUUUAUUUUGAGUUUA